Molecule: messenger RNA, 1346 nt
Organism: Arabidopsis lyrata subsp. lyrata
Lineage: Eukaryota; Viridiplantae; Streptophyta; Magnoliopsida; Brassicales; Brassicaceae
Product: putative homeobox-leucine zipper protein ATHB-51
Exons: 3
Coding region: 621-1259 (212 amino acids)
Biological process (GO): positive regulation of DNA-templated transcription
Cellular component (GO): nucleus
Molecular function (GO): sequence-specific DNA binding; DNA-binding transcription factor activity
Source: RefSeq, a predicted model, not a curated record
UAUUAGAGGUUUUAUACAAAUUCACGAGCAAAGAAUUUAACUCAUACGUACUCAUCAUAGUAUUAGCGUUUUACACCCUUAACUUAACAUAUAUGUUAAUUAACCAGUCAUGAUUAUUAGUUCGCGAACGUCUCUGUUUGAAUCAUAUACCAAUCGAAUAAAUCGUUUCAUAACACUAACAAUUGCAAAUUCUACUAACCUCCUCCGCAAUCACACCCUAAUUUGCGUUUAAACCAUUUGUUAGAGACGACUAUUAAAAAACAGAAAAAUAAAAAUCUAAGUUUGACCGUUAGAUUCAACAGAUAUAUCAAUUUACGUAAAUGCUGUGGAUCGGAGAUGAUGAAUGAUGACGUCCAAGUGAGACAAAACAUCACAUCAGCAUCGAUCUCUGUCUUUAUAUAUCUCCUUAUAUAUGUAAUCUCCUGUCUACUGCUUGCUCUCACAAUUUAAUUGUUGCACACCUCCAAAAGACAAAGUGGGUAGAAGAAACGCCUUUACCGCUCGUAUGGUCCAACAAAACCCUAACUUUUCUAUGUUUAGUUUCUUCAUUGUAGGAAACCCUAAUUAAGUUUUCUUCCUUUGAGAAUCAUCUUUCAUGUCUUCUUAAUAAAGGAAAGAAAAUGGAAUGGUCAAAGACGAGCAACGUACAAAACGAGAGAGUUGCUUUCAUGCCACCACCACGGUUGGAGUCUAAUAACUGGCUACACAGCUUCAACUAUGAUCCUUAUGCAGGAAAUUCGUAUACGCAUGCUGUUACGCAAACCGGACCGGUUAUCACUGUACCGGAAUCAGACAAGUUGAUCAAUGCGUACCAAUGUCCGAGUAACAACAACGAGAUGAUAAAGAAGAAAAAGAGGCUAACGAGUGAACAGAUAGCUUCGCUUGAACUACGUUUUCAAGAAGAUUUCAAAUUAGAUUCAGAGAGGAAGCUGAAGCUUUCGAAUGAGCUUGGUCUGGAGCCACGUCUGGUCGCGGUUUGGUUCCAGAACCGUCGUUCACGGUGGAAGGUGAAGCAUCUAGAAGAGUCAUACGACUCGCUUAGGCAAGAGUACGAUGUCAUUUGGAGAGAGAAGCAGAUGCUACAAGAUGAGGUGAAGAAGCUGAGAGCUAUAAUACUAAGAGAUCAGGGUUUGAUGAUGAACAUCAACCAAACCGCCGGAGGAGAUCAAACUAUCGGUCUUGGUGAUCAAUACAAUAGUCUGAUGAUGGUUGCUUCUUCUGGCUGGCCACCGAUAUCGCAGCCCCCAAACCCGUGGUAGUUGUUGCUGAUCUUGGAGAGAAAGAGUCUAACAUAUAUAGAGCUCUAAACUUUGGACUUUUAGGUUUAAGUAAUGUUAGUACUAUGA